Molecule: messenger RNA, 894 nt
Organism: Rotaria sp. Silwood1
Lineage: Eukaryota; Metazoa; Rotifera; Eurotatoria; Philodinida; Philodinidae
Source: the annotation of a GenBank genome assembly
AUGGCUAAUGAAUUCGAUCGAUACUAUAUUAAAAUUCGAACUAUUUUGGGAAUUGAUGCAAAGACAAUUCACGAAGAACUUACAGCAGCAUUAGAACCUAACGCUCCAUCAUAUCGUACAGUCGCCAGAUGGGCAAACCGUUUUCGUGAAGGGAAAGAGAAUGUCAAUGAUGAUCCUCGAUCUGGUCGUCCAGUAUCCGAACUUACAGAUGAAAAUAUUGAACUAUUUCGACAAGUUAUCAACAAUGAUCCACAUUCAACUUAUGAUGAAAUUAUAGUUGAGACAUCCAAGGGGAAAAAAGCGGAUCCUGGAUCCUCGGAUCCUGGUGGAUCCUGGCAGAUUCAUCACAAGUCAACAAACGCAACCUGGAUUGAUGAAGGUGAAUCACCAACUACUAUCGUUCGUCGAAGCAAAUUUGAACCAAAAAAUUUAUUUUGUAUAUUCUUUAAAUCAAAUGGUCCUGCUCUUAUACAUGGUGUUGAUGAAGGCAAGACAAUAGAUCACAACUAUUAUAUUGAAAAUUGCCUCAAGCCUGUUGUCAAGGAAAUAUGGAAACAAAGAAAGUCAGCAGGUACAAAAGGUAUAAAAUUGCUUCACGACAAUGCGGGACCUCAUCGUCAUUCUGAUGCUAUUAAUUAUUUAGCAGAAGAACGUAUCAAUAUAAUGCCGCAUCCACCAUAUUCAUCUGACCUUGCAUCAUGUGAUUAUUGGUUAAAUGAUUACAUCAAGUAUAAUUUAUCUGACCAACCAAAUGAAAAAUCAUUGGCUCGUGCGGUAUCCAAGGUGGUCAAAAAUAUUCCAGAAGAGUUUAAAAAUACUUUCGACAAACUAUUAAAAAGGAUGGAACUUUGUAUAAAUAAUCAUGGCGACUAUUUCGAACAUUUAAUAAAAUAA